Messenger RNA from Malurus melanocephalus (red-backed fairy wren), 1586 nucleotides. RefSeq names its product neuronal pentraxin receptor (gene NPTXR). The transcript has 5 exons. The record is from RefSeq and is a predicted model, not a curated record. NCBI's taxonomy places the organism in Eukaryota, Metazoa, Chordata, Aves, Passeriformes, Maluridae. Bases 141 to 1586 code for a protein of 481 amino acids.
CCUCCGGGCUGCCCGUCCAUCCCUGCGACCGUCCGUCUCCCCCUCCAUCCCCGCCCGCUUUGUUUUCUCGCCGUCCGCGGGCUCGGGCCCCCCACGCCGCUGCCACCCUGAAGUUUCUGGCGGUGCUGCUGGCGGCGGGCAUGCUGGCUUUCCUGGGGGCCAUCAUCUGCAUCAUCGCCAGCGUCCACCCCGCCGGCACCGCCGCGCCCGCCGCCGCCGCCGACAAUGACUCGGCCGCCGCCGCCCUCCUGCCCGCCGCCGACAAGGGGCUGGGAGCGCUGCACGGCCCCGCCGAGGCUCUGGCCAGCGCCGGGCCGCGCCUGACGGCGGGGCCACCGCUCUUCAGCCGCUUCGUCUGCACCCCGCUGAGCACCGAGUGCCCGGCCACCGGCACCGGCACCGCCGCCGGCACCGCCGCCGGCCCCGAAGAGCUGCUGGCGCUGCGGAGCGCGGCGGCCCAGCUGCGCCGCACGGCGCUGGAGCAGAAGGAGCGGAUCCGCAUGGACCAGGAGACCAUCCGGGAGCUCACCGGCAAGCUCAGCCGCUGCGAGGGCGGCCUGCGGAGCCCCCCGGCCGCCGCGCCCCCCGCCGCCGCCGGGCUCCGCGCCGCCCCGCGCCCCGGCACCAUGGGCCACCCGCCCGACGAGCCGCCCGCCGUGCGGGAGCUGGAGGAAGCUGUCCGCACCCUCCAGGACCGAAUCGACCGGAUAGAGCAGGAGCUGCCAGCCCGCACCAAUGGCUCAGCACCCACUGCCCCAGCACUYGUCCCUGAUGCCCUCCACACCAAGAUGGAGCAGCUGGAGGAGCAGCUCCUUUCCAAGAUCCUKACCCUGCAGAAGGAGCGCCAGGCUGCCAGCACUGACCGCAGCCAGCAGCAAAACAACAUCGAGAAGGAGCUGAACUCCCUCCAGAACCGGGUGACAGAGCUGGAGCACGGACCACUGGGCUACAGCCCUCCUGAUGCCUUCAAGGUGACCAUCCCAGUGCAGAACAACUACAUGUACGCCCGCAUGAAGAAGAGCCUGCCGGAGCUCUACGCCUUCACCAUCUGCAUGUGGCUGAAGGCCAAGGCCCAGGCAGGGCUCGGAACCCCUUUCUCCUACUCUGUCCCAAGCCAAGCCAAUGAGAUCGUGCUGUUGGAGUGGGGCASUAACCCCCUGGAGCUGCUCAUCAAUGACAAGGUCGCCCAGCUGCCACUGAGCCUGAAGGACAAGGCCUGGCACCACAUCUGCGUGGCCUGGACCACUCGGGACGGCAAGUGGUCUGCAUACCAGGAUGGUGAACAACGGGGUGCUGGUGAGAACCUGGCCUCCUGGCAUUCCAUCAAGCCCCAUGGCAUCCUCAUCCUGGGUCAGGAGCAGGACACCCUGGGGGGCCGCUUUGAUGCCACACAGGCCUUCGUGGGAGAACUGGCGCAGUUUGGCGUGUGGGACCACAUGCUGGCRCCAGCAGAGAUCCUGGGCUUGGCCAACUGCACCUCCCACCUCCAAGGAAAUGUGAUUCAGUGGGAUGACCAGGCAGUGGAGGUGUUUGGCGGUGCCAGCAAGGCGGGCUUUGCUGCCUGCGAAGAAGGCAGGAARGCAUGA